AUGUAUGGCCGCUACACUCAGGAACUGGGUGUGUAUGCGAAAGAAGAGGCGGCCCGUCUCCGAGAGGACAGUCGUCAGCGCCGCUCCGUCUCCGACCGAAGCCCGUCGCUCAAACUCCUCGAGUACGAGAAGGGAAGAUGCGUCAAGUGUCGAAGGUUUCGAUAUGCCCUGGAAUCAUCACCUCCGGACUUUUUUUCUGUCUGUGCAGUGCACUGUCAGCGGUUCUUCAUGUUGCGGGUCGGCGAGGACUGGAUCUUCCUCAUCUUGCUGGGACUCGUCAUGGCGCUGGUCAGCUUUGUUAUGGAUUUCUGCAUCGCCCUCUUAUUACAAGCUCAGAAGUGGAUGUAUGGUGGUUUGGACAGUAACGUCAUCCUGCAGUAUUUGGCUUGGGUCACUUAUCCUGUGGUUCUCAUCAGUUUCUCUGCAGGCUUCACACACAUAGUAGCGCCUCAGGCCGCCGGGUCUGGUAUUCCUGAAAUGAAGACGAUUCUCAGAGGAGUUGUGCUGAAGGAGUAUCUCACGUUGAAAACGUUCGUGGCCAAAGUGGUUGGACUGACCUGCGCACUGGGCAGUGGUUUGCCUCUGGGAAAGGAGGGUCCGUUUGUGCACAUUGCCAGUUUGUGUGCUGCUCUUCUCUGCAAAUUCAUGUCUUUCUUUGGUGGAAUUUAUGAGAACGAGUCCAGAAACAUCGAGAUGCUUGCGGCUGCCUGUGCUGUCGGGGUCGGAUGCUGCUUCGCUGCUCCGAUUGGAGGUGUAUUAUUCAGCAUUGAGGUCACCUCCACGUUUUUCGCCGUACGAAACUACUGGCGUGGAUUCUUUGCUGCCACGUUUAGUGCCUUUAUCUUCAGAGUUCUGGCAGUGUGGAACAGAGAUGAAGAGACGAUCACGGCUCUCUUUAAAACCCGGUUCAGGCUGGACUUCCCUUUCGACCUCCAAGAGCUUCCAGCCUUUGCUGUGAUCGGAAUUGCCAGCGGGUUUGGCGGUGCCUUAUUUGUGUAUUUGAACAGGCUAAUUGUUCAGUUUAUGCGAAAACAGAAAACUAUUAACAAGUUCCUCAUGAAGAAGCGUCUGUUGUAUCCCGCGCUGGUCACGCUACUGAUCUCAACACUCACUUUCCCUCCGGGCUUUGGGCAGUUCAUGGCUGGACAGCUUACACAGAAAGACACCCUGGUUUCAUUUUUUGACAAUCGCACUUGGACAAAGCAAGGAAUCACAGAAGACUUUAGUUACGACAGUCACUCGACCGCCUGGAAACAUCCGCAGGCUAACGUCUUCGUGAUCCUCGUCAUCUUCAUCGUUAUGAAGUUCUGGAUGUCUGCUUUAGCCACAACUCUUCCUGUACCUUGUGGAGCCUUCAUGCCUGUUUUUGUCAUUGGUGCUGCAUUUGGCCGUUUGGUGGGUGAAAGUAUGGCCGCUUGGUUUCCAGAGGGAAUUAAUACGGAUGGAAUCAUCUAUCCCAUAGUGCCCGGAGGAUACGCUGUUGUGGGAGCGGCGGCGUUAUCCGGAGCGGUCACACACACCGUUUCCACAGCCGUGAUCGUGUUUGAGUUGACGGGUCAGAUAAGUCACAUUCUGCCCAUCAUGAUCGCUGUGAUUCUCGCCAACGCCGUCGCUCAGAGUCUGCAGCCGUCCAUCUACGACUCUAUUAUACGCAUCAAGAAGCUGCCUUAUCUGCCCGAGCUCGGCUGGGGUCACCACGAGAAGUAUAAUAUUCGUGUGGAGGACAUCAUGGUCAGGAACGUUCGCUAUAUCACACUGAACUGCACAUACAGAGACCUUCACGACGUCCUCUUGACAGGGAACCUCAAAACACUGGCGCUG
Molecule: messenger RNA, 1821 nt
Organism: Rhinichthys klamathensis goyatoka
Lineage: Eukaryota; Metazoa; Chordata; Actinopteri; Cypriniformes; Leuciscidae
Product: chloride channel protein 2-like
Exons: 16
Biological process (GO): transmembrane transport; chloride transport
Cellular component (GO): membrane
Molecular function (GO): voltage-gated chloride channel activity
Source: RefSeq, a predicted model, not a curated record